Molecule: messenger RNA, 850 nt
Organism: Ipomoea triloba (trilobed morning glory)
Lineage: Eukaryota; Viridiplantae; Streptophyta; Magnoliopsida; Solanales; Convolvulaceae
Product: 60S ribosomal protein L18a-like
Exons: 4
Coding region: 118-654 (178 amino acids)
Biological process (GO): translation
Cellular component (GO): cytosolic large ribosomal subunit; ribosome
Molecular function (GO): structural constituent of ribosome
Source: RefSeq, a predicted model, not a curated record
UAUAUUAAAACUUGACCCGCCAGAUUCUAGGGUUUCCCAACAAAACCACAUUCUCCCUUCUCUCCCAUCAAACACACACCCUGCAGGCUCCUACAGAGAGUGAGAGAUAAUCAGAAAAUGGUGGCUUUUCGGUUCCAUCAGUAUCAGGUGGUGGGCAGGGGUCUGCCGACGGAGAACGAUGAGCACCCUAAGAUCUACCGCAUGAAACUCUGGGCUACCAAUGAAGUUCGUGCUAAGUCCAAGUUCUGGUAUUUUUUGAGGAAGCUCAAAAAGGUGAAGAAGAGCAAUGGUCAAAUUCUUGCUAUCAAUGAGAUAUUUGAGAAGAACCCAACUAAGAUCAACAACUAUGGUAUUUGGUUGCGCUACCAGAGCAGAACUGGUUAUCACAACAUGUACAAGGAGUUUCGUGAUACCACCUUGAAUGGUGCUGUUGAACAGAUGUACACUGAGAUGGCAUCUCGUCACAGGGUCCGCUAUCACUGCAUUCAGAUCAUCAAGACAGCCACUAUCCCAGCUAAGCUCUGCAAGCGAGAGAGCACCAAGCAAUUUCACAACUCAAAGAUUAAGUUCCCGUUGGUGUUCAAGAAAGUACGACCACCAACCAGGAAGCUCAAGACAACCUACAAGGCUUCCCGACCCAACCUUUUUGUGUAACUUGAUUGGCCGUUUGUUGGAUUAAAACGCCAAUACAUUUUUGGUGCAAUUUUGUUUGCUUUAGUUGUAUCCAUUUGAUAUCAAUGGAGAAGUUUUCAGAAAACGAAUUAAACAUUUUUUGGCUUUCAAGUGCUCUGUAACUCCUGAUUUGGAUUUGGAUGCCUUUGAGUCAUCAGACUGUUUUUUGUGUCUUCUA